AUGGCCAAAGUCCCUCUAUCUGUCAAUUAUCACUUCAGCAGGAUGUGCAACAAGAGUUGCGGUUUCUGUUUCCAUACUGCUUCAACUUCUUACAUCGAGUCCGUGGAGAAUGCCAAGCGUGGCCUCUCGUUGCUGAAAGCAGCCGGGAUGAAGAAAAUCAACUUCGCCGGCGGCGAACCGUUUCUACAUCCGAAGUUCCUCGGCAAAAUGAUAGAUCAUUGCAAAGAGGUCCUGCAUGUUGAGUCUGUUUCCAUCGUCACCAACGGCAGUUUAGUCACUGAAAAGUUCCUCUCGAAACACGGAAAUAAUAUUGAUAUCAUCGCCGUUUCCUGCGACUCGUUUAAAGAAGUGACCAAUAUCAAGAUUGGCAGAGGAAUGGGGGAUCAGGUCACCAAGCUCUAUGGGAUCCGCGAUCUUUGCAACAAGUAUGGGAUUAAGUUCAAGUUGAAUACCGUCGUCUGCAAGCUCAACUUCGAAGAGAACAUGAAUCAUUUCAUCGACGACCUUCGGCCUUUCCGCUGGAAGUGCUUCCAGGUUUUGAUCGUCAAGGGAGAGAAUGAUUCUGAUCAGACUCUGCGCGAUGGUCGAAAGUUUACUAUUACCGACGAACAAUAUGAAAUUUUCUGCUCCAAGCAUCGCCACCAGAAGUCUUUCGUUCCCGAGCCGAAUAGCCUCAUGUCGAAAUCAUAUCUAAUCCUCGACGAAUAUAUGCGAUUCCUCGACCGGACCGGAAAACAGCCAUCGGAGUCUAUUUUGAAAGUUGGAGUCAAAGAAGCCCUUGCGAGUGUCUUUUGGGAUGAGGCCAGCUUUGGUGCCAGGGGAGGAGUGUAUGAUUGGACUCGUGAGAAUACCCAAGCCAAUUCCAGCCUCGAAUGGUGA
This is a messenger RNA of Aspergillus steynii IBT 23096, 879 nucleotides long. Its product is annotated as radical SAM enzyme. The transcript has a single exon. Lineage: Eukaryota; Fungi; Ascomycota; Eurotiomycetes; Eurotiales; Aspergillaceae. The coding region runs from base 1 to 879 and encodes 292 amino acids. Gene Ontology annotation, molecular function: 4 iron, 4 sulfur cluster binding; catalytic activity. The record is from RefSeq and is a predicted model, not a curated record.